UCCUAGCAAUUUUGAUGCUUUGGCAACGAUAGCUAUCUUCGGCAGUAAAGAUGUUUGUCGGAGGAAAGGAUUGUUUUUGUGAAACGUCCAUGAAACGAUGAGGGAAGAUGAUGAUGGCUGAUCAGUUUCGUAAAGUAGAACAAUAUUCGCCAAAAUCAUCACCCAGGGGGGCUCGUUCCCCAGUUGUUUCGCGACAAGAUUCGACAGGAACGCUAAAAACAACGAUUUCUUUGGGGAAAAAUCCCUCCAUUGUCCAUAGCGGGCCUUUCUACUUGAUGAAGGAGCCGCCAGGAGAAUGUGAACUUACAGGUGCAACAAAUUUGAUGGCAUAUUAUGGCCUCGAACAUUCGUAUAGUAAAUUCAGCACUGGGAAGAAAGUGAAAGAACAGUUGUCGUCGUUUUUGCCGAAUUUGCCUGGUAUGAUAGACACGCCUGGCCAUCAGGAUAAUAGCUCCCUCCGAUCAGUCAUUGAGAAGCCGCCAAUUUGUGGUAAAGAACUACUUCCUUUAACAAGUGUCCAACUUUCUGGUUUCCGUUUACAUCCUGGACCUCUGCCUGAACAGUACAGAUAUGUUAACCAACCACCGCAGAGAAAACAUAAAAACAAGCAUAAGAAACAUAAACAUAAAGCUGGCGAUACUCCUAAUCAAGAAACACAAAUUACAGAAGUCGGACAAGAUACACACGAGAAGAAGCAUAAAAAACAGAAACGGCAUGAUGAAGACAAAGAUAGAAAGAGAAGGAAGAAGGAAAAGAAGAGAAAGAAGCAGAAGCAUAGUCCAGAACAUUCUGGGGGUCUGACACCAAGUCAACAUUCGAAUGGUUAAUGAAAGGCAGUGCGGCCACAACAUUGUGAUUGCAUUUCAGAGUUAUUGUGGUUUGUUGUUUUUACCCAAGCAUUUAGCAGUGUCUUACUGUGCACAAUGCUGAAAAGUGGUUUUUAUUUCAGUGAAAUAGUUUAUCUCGAAAGAAAAAUCUCAGGAAAGUGAUUUUACAUAUAAUUUUAAGUAAUUAUAUGUUUGUACACUCGGCAGUGAUCUCAUGUAUCAUGGGCAAAGACAGCGUUCUGUGAAGUGAUAAAUUAAUUUUGUAAUCUAUUUUAUGUGAUGAAUAUGUAUAGGACAGGAAGAAGUAUGUACUUGUUAUGAAAUGAAUUAAAGUAAUUUUAUUUAACCGAUUUAAAUAAAAAGAAACGUUCUCGUA
Molecule: messenger RNA, 1203 nt
Organism: Schistocerca cancellata (South American locust)
Lineage: Eukaryota; Metazoa; Arthropoda; Insecta; Orthoptera; Acrididae
Gene: MED19
Product: mediator of RNA polymerase II transcription subunit 19
Exons: 2
Coding region: 108-827 (239 amino acids)
Biological process (GO): positive regulation of transcription by RNA polymerase II
Cellular component (GO): mediator complex
Molecular function (GO): transcription coregulator activity; transcription factor binding
Source: RefSeq, a predicted model, not a curated record